CAGCUCUCACUCUUCUCCUCAGCCCAGCACUGUGGGGUUUCCUCACUCAGCACUCAUAUUGUAGAGGGUGAGGAUGCAGCUGUAGGUGUUUGGCCUUGGCAGGUCAGUCUACACAGUUUUGGCCGUCACGUCUGUGGAGGGUCCCUUAUCAGCUAUGAAUGGGUGCUCACUGCAGCUCACUGCAUUGAAUAUCUAUCCUCAGACACUGGACUGAAUGGUACUGUUUAUCUGGGUAGACAGAGCCAAAAUGUUUCAGUCUCUAGCUCACACGAGGUGAUUCGAGGAAUCCGAUCCAUCAUUCCACAUCCAGACUAUGACCCCUCAUGGUUUGAUAAUGACAUUGCCUUGCUGAGACUGAGCGAGCCAGUCAACUUUACCAGUGACAUCAGCCCGAUCUGCCUUGCUGCUAAUGACAGUGUCUUUCACAACGGCACCAUCUGCUGGGCCACUGGAUGGGGAGAAGCUGGCUUUUUUGGCACUCAGCACACUUAUGGAACUCUGCAGGAAGUGGAGAUGAAAAUAGUGGGGAAUAAGGAGUGUGACUGCAGUUUUAUGGACAUAAUCACUCCGACAAUGAUCUGUGCUGAAGGAAACGCUGACAAAGGAACAUGUUAUGGAGAUUCUGGUGGUCCAUUACAGUGUGAGCAGGAUUCUGUCUGGAUCUUAGCUGGCGUCACUAAUCCUUCUUCUUGUGGCACUGGAAUUGCACCUGACAUCUAUGCUAGAGUAUCCAAAUUCCAAAACUGGAUUAUGGAGAAUGUUAAUGGAACAGAUAUCGGCUUUGUGACUUUUACAUCUGAUGGUGAAGACAAGGACAGCAGCUUUCUGUGCAGUGGAAAAGAUAUAGACAUGGACAACAGAGUCAAUGGAACAAUCUCCUAUCGUCAGGUCACCAGUGGUAGACUCUUACUAGCAGCUUCAAACUACUUAAACCAGUAUUUUCAAAAUAUGAACUUCACUGCCUCAUGGCUGUUCAUUGCCACUUGGGAUAAAGUGCCGUAUUAUAACAACCCACAAUCGGUCAACAAUAAUGGACAUUUGACGUUUGAACCAUUUUAUGAAAGCCUUCCCGAGGCUUUCCCUGUCAACUCUCCUAGAGACAUUAUAGCUCCACUCUGGGCAAAGUUUGACUGUAGUGUCAGUGGAAGCAUCUCCUACCGCAUUGUAACUCGAGGCCGUAUUCUGGACAGGGCGAGAAAUGAUGUCAAACAGCAUUUCCGUCAGUUUGGGUUUUCAGUGCAUACAGUCUUUAUUGCUACGUGGAAUAGGGUGCACUACUUGAACAGCCCCACUACGGCUGGCUAUGACACAAUAAACUCAACAAAUUAUUUUUCAAUCCCUGUGCCUGACGAAAACAAGCUGUUCAACUCCAGCAAUGUUAAUGUGCCGGGACGCUGGGUAUUUCGUGUUGAUGGUGGACCUGAGGAUGGAAUAUUCUAUCCAUAUGGAGAUGAAGAGGAUGAGAUGAGCCCGCAGUCAGAUGAUGGAAGUUCUCCACCGAUUCCUCUCCUGGAGCCAUUUGUGUACUUUGGCCGUGUAUAUGACAAAAUAUUUGUGAAUAAUAAUGGAGACCUGACCUUUGAUAAGCCAUUUUCCUGGUAUCAUCCCUAUUAUUUUCCUGCAUACUCGACUAAAGACAUCAUCGCUCCGCUGUGGACAGACAUUAAUAAUAAUGAGGAAGGGACCAUCUCUUAUCGACAAAUCCCUGUGCCUGAUGAAAAUAAGCUGUUCAACUCCAGCAAUGUUAAUGUGCCGGGACGCUGGGUAUUUCGUGUUGAUGGUGGACCUGAGGAUGGAAUAUUCUAUCCAUACGGAUAUGAAGAGGAUGAGAUGAGCCCGCAGUCGGAUGAUGGAAGUUCUCCACUGAUUCCUCUCCUGCAGCCAUUUGUGUUCUUUGGCCGUGUAUAUGACAAAAUAUUUGUGAAUAAUAAUGGAGACCUGACCUUUAAUGAGCCGUUUGACCAGUGGCAUCCCUAUUAUCUUCCUGCAUACUCAUCUAUAGACAUCAUCGCUCCACUGUGGACAGACAUUAAUAAUAGUGAGCAAGGAACCAUCUCUUACCGACAAGUAACAGAUGCUCAUCUUUUGAAUCGGGCAUCAAGAGAAGUAAACAAAUAUUUUCCCAGACUAAACUUCUCUGCCUCUUGGGUUUUUAUUGCUACAUGGGAUAAAGUUCCAUACUAUGGAAACAGAGAGUCAGAAUCAACCUUCCAAGUGGUUUUAGUGUCUGGCAAAAACAUGUCAUUUACUUUCAUGCAUUAUGAUUUUAUCACUCCCACCCAAAGCGCAGAGUCUGGGCUUGACACAAUUAAUUCUACCAAUUUCUUUUCAAUUCCUGUUUCUGACAUCGCAAAUCUGCCAUACACAAGUAAUGUCAACGUCAAGGGUAGAUGGGUAUUUCGAGUUGACAAUUCAUCUGAAAACAAUGGAUUCUGUGUCAAAACUAACCCCCAAGCUUCCUCAGAUGUUUUUUCUAGUGCUUUGGAAUGUGGAAGAACCCCAGUUACUACCAGAAGCAGGAUAGUUGGAGGUCAGAACGCUUCAGCUGGACACUGGCCCUGGCAGGCUAGUCUUCUUCUGUUAAGCAGGCACAUCUGUGGAGGUUCUCUCAUCAACAAACAGUGGGUGCUGUCUGCUGCCCACUGUGUUCAUGGGUAUCCCACGUCUUAUUUCACUGUGUUUUUGGGGCGACAGACCCAGGGAGGCUUCAACCCCAAUGAAGUGUUCAGAUAUGUGAGAUUAAUCAUCAAACAUCCCAGUUACAACAAUUUUACAAAUGAGAACGAUAUCGCUCUUCUCAAAUUGAGAUCACCUGUCACCUUCACUGACUACAUCAGACCCGUGUGUCUAGCAGCUCAUAACAGUGUGUUCAACAGCGGCACAGACAGCUGGAUCACUGGAUGGGGAAACAUUGGUGAAGGAGUACCCCUUCCAUCCCCUAAUGUUCUUCAGGAAGUGGAGGUUCCUGUAAUUGGUAACAGACAGUGCAGCUGUCUGUAUGGAGUUGGAGAGAUAACAGACAACAUGAUCUGUGCUGGUCUACUGGAAGGAGGCAAGGACUCGUGUCAGGUACAGAAACCCUCUGUUCAGCUCACUUAG
This is a messenger RNA of Cyprinus carpio (common carp), 3099 nucleotides long. RefSeq lists its product as uncharacterized. Gene Ontology annotation, biological process: cell-matrix adhesion; proteolysis. The transcript has 18 exons. Gene Ontology annotation, molecular function: serine-type endopeptidase activity. The annotation marks the transcript as partial. The record is from RefSeq and is a predicted model, not a curated record. NCBI's taxonomy places the organism in Eukaryota, Metazoa, Chordata, Actinopteri, Cypriniformes, Cyprinidae.